UAACUUUGUCAUAAAACAGAGUUGACUUUGUAACCAGUUUUUACAACCUUAAGAAAGAAUGAUGAAAUGAAUUAUGAAUUGAGAAAAGUUUUGUUUCGGUCGGUUUUCUGCGAUGAUCGAGAAAGAGAAGAAAAAUCGUUGUUUUGAGGAUGUUCAGAAAUGGAUAAAAGGUCUCUCAGAUGGAACUUAUGGUAAUCAGAUAGAGACUUCCACCACAAAGGGUCUUCGGCUUGUAAAAGCACACAAAGGUUUUCUUCUUUGUGACAUGAUCAUACACACUGGCUUGUUGGAUGAAAGUGGAAACUGGCAUGUGAGUGCAAUAGCAACAUUAGUAGACAUGGUUGGAAGUGUUGCACCCUACACACUUAACCAAUGUCACCAUGUCACUCUUGACUUAAAUAUCUCAUACUUCUCAAUGGCAAAGGUUCAGGAAGAGGUUGAAAUAGAAGCAAAGGUUGUUGGAAAGAAGGAUGAUUUAACUUCAGUGAUUGUGGAAGUCAGAAAAAAGAAGAAUGCAGAAUUGGUUGCUCUAGGAAAAUUGUGGAUGGCAGUAUCUACAAAGAAUGCAAAACACCAAGCUAGUAAACUCUAACCAAUGUUUCCUUUACAUUUUUUUUGUUAAUGCAGAUUCUGCUUUUCUUCUACCAUGUGAAAGUAAACUGUUUCAAUCAAAAGUGACAUGUUGUAGCUGUUUCAUUGAUACUCCUUCUAUUAAAGUAGAAAUUACUUCUAAA
Molecule: messenger RNA, 734 nt
Organism: Vigna unguiculata (cowpea)
Lineage: Eukaryota; Viridiplantae; Streptophyta; Magnoliopsida; Fabales; Fabaceae
Molecular function (GO): fatty acyl-CoA hydrolase activity
Source: RefSeq, a predicted model, not a curated record